Molecule: messenger RNA, 393 nt
Organism: Oikopleura dioica
Lineage: Eukaryota; Metazoa; Chordata; Appendicularia; Copelata; Oikopleuridae
Source: the annotation of a GenBank genome assembly
AUGGAUUACGAAGAGUACAAGGAGGAUGAAAACGGCGAAUUGACAAUAACUAACGCGAAGAAAAUGAAAAAUCUUCAAGUUGAUGUUUUGCCAUGCGUAAUCCACGAGUGCGAUGGAAAAGAAGUAAGUCUCAACGGCUGGUUCAACAUGUACCGCCGCCAAAAAGACGGAACUGCUACCUCGAUGUUCCGCGGCCGCCCUCUCCAAGGAAAAACGUACAAAGAUACCAAUUUUUAUCUCAUGAAAGAAGACAAGCUAAAUGAAGACGCGCUAAAAGCAACUGCUAAAGUAACUGAAUUCACCAACUGGGUAGUUCAGCCUCUUGUGGAGGACCGAAUGACCGCCUUUGUCGAGCAAGUUCCAGCUCUGAUGGCCGCUCUCCAUGAAACUUGA